UUAUUUAUUUACAUUCGUUUCCCAUCCGUGGCACGGUCACCACAUAUUAAUUAAAAACACUAAAGUUACAAAAUGGCAUCUUAUAUGGUAUCAUUUUUAAUAGUGAUUGCUCUUAUAGUUGGAACACAAGGUGCCCAAGAUCAACCAAGUAAUUAUGACUUAAGCAGAAAUAAAAUAGGAACUAGCAGAAACGGCGCUGGCUUCGGACAAUAUCCUGGUCAGUACCCUGGCUACGGACAGUAUCCCGGACAGUACCCUGGCCAGUAUCCAGGGAAUGGAUUGUAUCCGGGGCAGAACCAGCUUCCUGGCCCGCCAGGCGCUCACCCGGGAUGCCCGCUUUGUGAUUCCUCUGUCUACAGUUAUUGUUCUCACAAACAAGCACAUGACUCGUGCUGUUGUGAAAACCAAUCUUAUCUUCCCUUCUCCUGCCGUAAAAGGGACUGCAACUUCAUCUAUGCGAACUCCUGCCAAGAAUACCACUUAAUCACGAACUGCUGCUGCGUAGAUCUUCAGAAGAGUGCGCCAGUACAAGCCGUGGUACCGGCUGUCGUUGUUUAGAUUCUUUAAACUAUUGUGCAGUUUUCGGAACGAAUUUUUCUAUUGUAAACUUUGGUAGGAAUUUAUUUCGCCUUUAAAAAUUUAAGAGCUAAUUUUGGUAUCUUCAUAAUGCCAAAUUUGCUAUAAUUAUAAAAGUUUUGACGUCUAUAAAAAUAGCAAGAACUUGUUUCAAUUAUUUGCGAAGUUUAUAAAUACUAACAAAGAACAGAAUUUCGUUUAAAAAACUGCACGACCUCUCUUUUUUACUCAUUUUAUAUAAGUUAGUAAGUAAAUCUAAAUCCUAGCUUUAAAUUAAUUUUAUACGAAAUAAAAAUCUGGAAACGC
Molecule: messenger RNA, 882 nt
Organism: Colias croceus (clouded yellow)
Lineage: Eukaryota; Metazoa; Arthropoda; Insecta; Lepidoptera; Pieridae
Exons: 4
Coding region: 73-558 (161 amino acids)
Source: RefSeq, a predicted model, not a curated record